Etheostoma cragini (Arkansas darter) is the source of this 308-nucleotide messenger RNA. RefSeq names its product striatin-like. The transcript is spliced from 2 exons. The annotation marks the transcript as partial. Lineage: Eukaryota; Metazoa; Chordata; Actinopteri; Perciformes; Percidae. The record is from RefSeq and is a predicted model, not a curated record.
GACCGAACCGGUCCAAGCUGCAGGACAUGUUGGCGAACCUGCGGGACGCCGAGGAGCUCCCCUCCAUGCAGCCGCCCGUAGCUCCCCCGUCACGCCCCGCAGUCCCCAGACUCAGCGAGCACGAGCUGGGACGCCCCGAAGACGAAGCGAUGACCUUCCUGCCGUCGUCGGGGAAGUCCUUCAUCCUGGGCCGGGUGGACGAGGUGGUUUCUAACGAGCUGGGUCUGGGGGAACUGGCGGGACUCACGGUCGCUAACGAGGCCGACAGCCUGGCGUACGACGUGAGUCAAACCACCCAGAUCAUGUAG